Messenger RNA from Phacochoerus africanus (Common warthog), 2678 nucleotides. RefSeq names its product zinc finger B-box domain containing (gene ZBBX). Gene Ontology annotation, cellular component: motile cilium. The coding region runs from base 12 to 2486 and encodes 824 amino acids. The transcript is spliced from 19 exons. Gene Ontology annotation, biological process: cilium movement. Gene Ontology annotation, molecular function: zinc ion binding. NCBI's taxonomy places the organism in Eukaryota, Metazoa, Chordata, Mammalia, Artiodactyla, Suidae. The record is from RefSeq and is a predicted model, not a curated record.
AGAGAGUAAUCAUGAACACUAAAGAUUUUGUGGUUCUUCCAUGGGGAAAACCUGGAAAUUCUGUAAAGCUAAAAUAUAAAAAUGCUCAAGAACUGAGAAUGGAGAAAGUCCAGUUAGAGUUGGAGAACCAAGAGAUGGAAAAGAAACUACAAGAAUUCCAAUCAACAAGGAGCAAAGAAAAGGAAGAAAGAGGGUCAAGUGGGUAUCACUGGAAAUCUGGACAAGUGAGCAAAUUGGGUAAUCAUUCAUACAUGAUGUCACAAGAUAAAGGAAAUGUUAUUAAGCUUUCUGCUGGAAAAGUGAAAUUAAAAUUACUGAGGGAACAGCUUCAAGAGCCAGUGAAAGAGCCAUUUAAUUAUAAAAUGGCAAAUUCUUUUGAAAGUGAAAAACCCAAGAUAAAAGGGAAGGUUUGUGGACAGUGUGAGACCAAAGCUGCUCUGCUAGUAUGCCUUGAAUGUGGAGAAGAUUAUUGUUCAGGAUGCUUUGCUAAAAUUCACCAGAAGGGGGCACUAAAGCUCCAUAGAACAACUCUUCUGCAGGCAAAAUCUCAAAUAUUAUCCAAUGUGUUGGAUGUUGCCCAUCAGUUUAUAAAAGAAGUUAAUCCAGAUGAACUCAAAGGGGAGAAUCAUUCUGCAAAAGAGAUGAGUAAAAGUCAGUAUAAACCCAAAUCUCUUCUUCUUCAGGGGAGCAGCUCUGAGGUAGAAGUUUCAACAACAAGAAAAGAAGACUGUGCAAAUCCACGACAUAGGCUUUUGUGUGAAGGGCCAUUGGAUGAAGAAACUUCUGCCCAAUCCUUUCAUGAAGUUUUAAAUCAGUGGAGAACUGGGCGUCGUGAUGACGAGAAAUGGAACGUACAUGCAGCAAAACCAGACUCACUGGAAGAGUGUGAAGUACAAACUAAUAUGAAAAUUUGGACAGAACCACUUACAAUUGAAUUUAAAGAAGACAGUCUAUCCUAUAUGGAAAAAUUAUGGCUUAAAAAACACAGACGAACUCCACAGGAGCAGCUUCAAAACAUGGUGCCAGAGACAUUCAUACCUCCGAGUAAAACCACUAGCAAGGCACAGUGUUCUCAGAGUGAAAAUGAUGAAGAUAGUGAAGUUGAGGAUAUCAAAAUACAACCCCCAGCUCUUUUUCUGCCAGUAGAAGAAUUAAACAUAGAGAGACCUGAACCAUCUCUAAAAAUAGUUGAACUGGAUACUUAUGAAGUGGAACUUGAAGAACCAGGAAAUAUUGUGCCUUAUAAAGUUGAAUUAGCUGAUGCAGACAGCCAACAAAGUCGUGCAUUUCAUCAUUACCAGAAUGCUUUUCUGUAUGAAAAGGACAUCCACCAACACCAUGUUUUCAUCAAGGAGAAAACAAACCUCUUACAUCUUCUGAGCAACAGCUCCUCUCACUGUAAAGAUAAUUCAAAAGCAGGAAGUUCAAGUACAGAUUUUGAUGACAUUGUGGAUCCUGAUGUUUACUCUCCUGCUCAAACAUUAGAGGAAAACAGCUUUUUUGAGAGAAAUUUCAAAGAAGAAAGCAUAGAUAUAGAAACUAAUCAAAAGCAUGACCAUCCCUGUAUCUCACUUGAGAGCAAGGAUUCUUCGCCAAGUACAGAUUUAGAAAAACCCUCUAUUAAGGAGAAAUUAUCUCAAGAGGACAAGGGAUCCUUGGAAUUUAGCAACCUGCAUGAGGAUUCUAAUACUACAGAGUCACCACUGUUGUUACGAGAAAUAGCCCUCAGAAGUAAACCCAUAACUGAACAAUAUCAAGGACUUGAAAGAUUCUUUGUUUUUGAUAAAAAUGAAAGACUCAACUUACUUCCUUCUCAUAGCUUAGAAUGCAGCUACUCCAGUACUAGGAUUACAAGUGCAGGAGACAGAGAAUGGAUCCCAGACCAUAGUAUAAAUGCACAUGUUGAUAAUGCAGUUGCUGUAGGUGUUCUGAAGAGUACCCAGCACCCAUCAUCAAGUGGAGCACAGCAGAAGACAGGCCAGACAUCACAGAGACCUUCAACGGCAAAUUUACCACUUUCCACCUCUGUGAAAAGAAGUUCCAGCUGUCUUUCCUCUUCUCAUCCCCAAUCAAGAAAUGCAGCUGCUCAAUCACUGUCUAGAGCUGCUUCUGAAAUUUCAGAAAUUGAAUAUAUUGAUGAUACUGACCACAACGAGCCUUUCUUAGAUGACACUGCUGAUCAACAAACCUUAGAUAGUUUGGAAGAAGAAUUAAAUGUGCUGAGAAAUCUUGCAGAUCCUUUGGAACAACUUUACCGCCUAACCACAGAAGAGUUACCAGCCUUCCACAACCAUUCGCUGAGUGUAAGUCAGACUACCCUAGAUUUCCUUAAGACCUCAUGUGCAAGGAGCCCCCAUGAAGUUGAGACACAGAGCUCUCCUGAAAAAGAUACUGAAAUUCAGUCUUGGCAGACACUUUCUGAAAGCAGUACAGAUGAAGAGGAAGAAGAUUUUCUUGAGGAACAACAUGUCAUGACAUUCCCAUGAUCACAGGGUACCUAGUGGUCAUUUGUUCAUUACUUUUUCCACUUUGUAUCCAGAGUAAAGCAAACAACUGAAAAAAGUUAUCAAGUGAUUACCUGUCCUAGAGACUUUGAUUAUUGUCUCUGAUACUUCAAGGUUUGCAGACUAAUAAAAGUUAGUGAAAUUACAAGUUUAAGAGCAUUUUCUUUUUUCUUU